AUGACUGGUUCUACUUCCUCUUCUGCGUAUACUCCUGACCCUACAUCCCCUCUAUUUCUUCUAUCGUCUGAUGUGCCUGGUGUGUCCCUAGUUCCUAUACCAUUUUCAGGGAGUGGAUUUGGAGGUUGGAAACGUAGUAUGAUAGUGUCAUUGUCUGCUAGGAACAAAAUAGCAUUUAUAGAUGGUUCGUUCCCUAAACCUGCUGCAACUUCCCCUGAUUAUAAACAAUGGCACCGUUGUAAUAAUAUGGUGAUAUCUUGGUUAACAAGUUCAUUAUCACCGGAUAGAGCUGAAAGUGUUCAAUACUCUGAGACAGCCAAAAGUAUAUGGAAACAAUUAAAUAAUAGGACCUCUAAUCUUUUCUACAAGUAUUGCAAGAAGCCUGGACACUUAAUUGAUAAGUGUUACAAGCUUCAUGGCUUUCCUACUAACUUCAAGUUUACCAAGGGUAGAAAGGCAGCUGCUAAUAUGGUGACAGAUUCUGAGUUCUCUGCUUUUGAGUGCACCUCUUCCAAUUAG
Messenger RNA from Nicotiana tabacum (common tobacco), 519 nucleotides. NCBI's taxonomy places the organism in Eukaryota, Viridiplantae, Streptophyta, Magnoliopsida, Solanales, Solanaceae. The record is from RefSeq and is a predicted model, not a curated record.